Closterium sp. NIES-65 is the source of this 813-nucleotide messenger RNA. The record is from the annotation of a GenBank genome assembly. Lineage: Eukaryota; Viridiplantae; Streptophyta; Zygnematophyceae; Desmidiales; Closteriaceae.
AUGCGCCUCUACCCAUGUCUUAAGAAGCUAGGCCGGCUGGCUGGUGGAGCAGCAAGUGGAUGCAGAGGGGAGUUCACCACCAAGAGCCCGGCAAUGGGAAGUGCAAGUGGGUGGGUGGAGGGGAAGGUCGGUUUGAGACAAUACAAGGAGACAGGGAAGGGGAUGGGGGAAAGCAGGGAACGGGAUGGGGGGAAGCAGGGAAGGGGAUGGGGGGGAGCAGGGCAGAGGGUAGGGGGAAGCAGGGAAGGGGAUGGGGGGAAGCAGGGAAGUGGAUGGGGAGAAGCAGGGAAGGGGAUGGGGGGAAGCAGGGAAGGGGAUGGGGGGAAGCAGGGAAGGGGAUGGGGGGAAGCAAGGAAAGGGAUGGGGGGAAGCAGGGAAGGGGAUGGGGAGAAGCAGGGCAGGGGGUGGGGAGAAGCAGGGAAUGGGAUGAGGGGAAGCAGGGCAGAGGGUGGGGGGGAGCAGGGAAGGGGAUGGGGGGGAGCAAGGCAGAGGGUGGGGGGAAGUAGGGAGCGGGAUGGGGGGAGCAGGGCAGAGGGUGGGGGGAAGCAGGGAAGGGGAUGGGGGGGAGCAGGGAAGUGGAUGGGGAGAAGCAGGGAAGGGGAUGGGGGGAAGCAGGGAAGGGGAUGGGGGGAAGCAGGGAAGGGGAUGGGGGGAAGCAAGGAAAGGGAUGGGGGGAAGCAGGGAAGGGGAUGGGGAGAAGCAGGGCAGGGGGUGGGGAGAAGCAGGGAAUGGGAUGAGGGGAAGCAGGGCAGAGGGUGGGGGGGAGCAGGGAAGGGGAUGGGGGGGAGCAAGGCAGAGGGUGGGGGGAAGUAG